GGUCGCUCACGUCACUGCUCGGCGGCGUCGCUCGCGCAGCUGUGCGUCCAGAAGGCGCGACCGAAGGACGCCCUAUCCCCGCCCCCAGCUUCUCUCGCGGGAACCCCGCCCCGCGCACGCGCGUCUAUCGCCGCGCCGAGUCUGUUCUCCAUAGCCUGUUACCGGUCUGUUUCAGGGGCGCGCCGUCGUGACGUGAAGUCCCGUGUCCGUCCCAGGCCCCGCUCCGCCAUGCGAUGUCCGCGCUGAACUGGAAACCCUUCGUGUACGGCGGGCUGGCCUCCUUGGUGGCCGAGUUCGGGACUUUUCCUGUGGACCUCACCAAAACGCGCCUCCAAGUGCAAGGUCAAAGCAUUGAUGCUCGCUUCCGAGAGAUCAAGUACCGGGGCAUGUUCCAUGCCUUGUUCCGCAUCUAUAAGGAGGAGGGGAUUUUGGCUCUCUAUUCUGGGAUUGCUCCUGCAUUGCUGAGACAGGCAUCUUAUGGCACCAUAAAGAUUGGCAUUUACCAGAGCCUGAAGCGGCUGUUUGUAGAUCACUUAGAAGAUGAGACGCUGCUAAUCAACAUGAUCUGUGGGGUGGUUUCAGGGGUGAUCUCGUCCACGCUGGCCAACCCAACAGAUGUGCUGAAGAUUCGAAUGCAGGCACAAGGCAGCUUAUUCCAGGGGGGCAUGAUUGGCAGCUUCAUCGAUAUCUACCAGCAGGAAGGCACGCGGGGGCUCUGGAGGGGUGUAGUCCCCACAGCGCAGAGAGCUGCCAUUGUGGUUGGAGUGGAGCUGCCAGUGUAUGACAUCACCAAGAAGCACCUGAUCCUCUCAGGGUUCAUGGGGGAUACGAUCCUUUCCCACUUCAUUUCCAGUUUUACUUGUGGGCUGGCCGGAGCCAUUGCCUCCAACCCAGUGGACGUGGUGCGAACGCGGAUGAUGAACCAGAGGGCAAUAGUGGGGAGUGUGGAGCUCUAUAAAGGCACACUGGAUGGUCUAGUAAAGACAUGGAAGAGUGAGGGCUUCUUUGCACUCUAUAAAGGGUUCUGGCCCAACUGGCUCCGGCUUGGCCCUUGGAAUAUCAUUUUUUUUAUCACAUAUGAGCAGUUUAAGCGACUCCCGUUCUAGGGCUGCCUCCAAUCCACGAGCACAGCCUCCAAGACGUGCAGUUGGGAAUGAGCAGCCCGAAGUUGCCACCCCUUUUUUUCACUCAUUUCAUCUCCCUGUGUCUUGAUGUCUUGGCAUGCAUGGAUUGGGACCCGCAGUCCACUGAACAUCAGGUCCUUGGAGCACGUCCUGCCUGCAGUGGAGAGGAGCCAGAGGAAGAGGUUGUUUGUUCUAGGGGAAGUAUUAACUGUACCAGUGUCUGGGCCUGAAGCGGUGUCUUCUGUGAAGACUAGUGAGGUGCUGUGGCCUUGCAGUACAGGUGUGGUAUGUGCUGGUUGGGCAGGUGCACAUUGCUGUACCCUGCCUGAUGGGUGGGACAGAAGAUGGAGCUGGAGUGGGGGUGGCCAUGUUUUCCUGCAUACCUGUAACCUCAUUAAACUAUUUAUUGAUAGGG
Messenger RNA from Chelonoidis abingdonii (Abingdon island giant tortoise), 1539 nucleotides. RefSeq names its product solute carrier family 25 member 14 (gene SLC25A14). Lineage: Eukaryota; Metazoa; Chordata; Testudines; Testudinidae. The record is from RefSeq and is a predicted model, not a curated record. Gene Ontology annotation, biological process: transmembrane transport.